Molecule: messenger RNA, 518 nt
Organism: Bradysia coprophila
Lineage: Eukaryota; Metazoa; Arthropoda; Insecta; Diptera; Sciaridae
Biological process (GO): mitochondrial translation
Cellular component (GO): mitochondrial ribosome
Molecular function (GO): structural constituent of ribosome
Source: RefSeq, a predicted model, not a curated record
CUGUCAAUGGAUCCAUCAGUAUCGUCAGUAUCACAUAACCCAACAAAUCGAUCGCGUUAAUCGCAAACCCAUCAAUAAUGCAACUUUCGUUGGUUUGCUUCUUUAAGAAAAGCGUUCCCGGUCACAUUUUCCGCGGAAAAUACCGACUGGUCAAACAAAUAACGAGAGGUGCCAUGGCCGCACAAGUUCGUGAAUAUGAACGGCAGGACAAGAUGAUGUAUAUGUUGCGGUAUCCAUACCUGACAUCGGAAGAAUCCAGUGGUCACACCAAACAUCUGAACAAAAAGGAACAGAAGAUUGCUGCUUUCACUGAUUACAAACUGAAGACUGCAUUCAGAACACCGAUCACAACAGUGGAAGACCGACUGAAUUUUCUCAAAGUUAAAGAGAACUGGGAUUGAAUCGUUGUUACGCGGUAUCGACACCGGAAUGAUUUGUGUUUUAGGACAGCCACGCAUUGUAGAUACAGAGAAACGGCUCGGAUAUUUGAUUAAAUAAAUAAAUUUUAAUGAAAACAA